UAAUCCAUUUGUCGCUUUGAGCCGGAGGGCAAUUCUUACAUUCCUCGUGUUUUGCCUUCGUCGGUUUUGUAAUUUGCUAUCAGUGCGUUCGUCUCGAUUGUAACUAUGGCUAUUGACGUUCUCCCUGAUCCCUUGUUUUCAGUUCGAAGGUUUGCGAGUAUGUGAUGAUAGAUGCUUGUCAAUUCACGUGUCAGAAAGCUCUCUUUGAUUUGGUCACAUCUUGCUGGACAGAUUUGGUUCAAAUAAGAUGUGGCUUCAUCUGCAGUCAGCAAAAUAUUAUUUGUGUUUAUGACUCAUUUGUUUUUGGCUGAAUAUUGUCAUGGGCUUGGACUUCUCCCAACGACGGUGUGGCACUUAGUCGCAAUCUGUCACGACCAAGUCAGCCUAUUCUCCAAACAACCUAUAAAGAUAGCUAAAGAACUUUUGAAGAUCUUAUUUUUCAGAAAAUCUGGGGUACUUACAACUUGGUGGUCAUUUAAUUUGAGGUUGCCAUUCAAGUGUGUCUCAAGGCAAAUUCACAUGGAGAAUAAUCACAAAAGUUUUUCGAGAGGCGCUUUAAUUGUGUUAGAAGGGCUAGAUCGAAGCGGGAAGACCUCACAAUCUAGCCGGCUGCUUUCUUACUUGGAGGGGCUUGGUUAUUCAGUUGAAUCAUGGCGUUUUCCAGAUAGAAACACAGGUGUUGGCCAAAUGUGUUCUUCUUAUCUUGCUAAUAAGUCACAGUUGGAUGACCACACCAUCCAUUUACUCUUCAGUGCAAAUCGUUGGGAGAAAAGACCCUUAAUGGAGACUAAGCUCAGAAGUGGAAUCACCUUGAUUGUGGACCGGUAUUCAUAUUCUGGGGUGGCAUUUUCAUCUGCUAAGGGACUUGAUAUUGAAUGGUGUAAGGCUCCAGAGAAGGGAUUGCUGGCACCAGAUUUGGUAUUAUACCUUGACAUACCACCAGAGAAAGCUGCUGAAAGAGGAGGCUAUGGAGGUGAGAGGUACGAGCAGCUUGAUUUUCAAAAAAAAGUAUCCCAUUACUAUCAGAUGCUCCAUGAUGCCUCUUGGAAGAUUAUAGAUGCCAGUCCGCCCGUUGAAGAAGUUGAGAAACAGCUGAGGGAGAUGGUACUGGAUUGUGUGACAACAUGCCAAAAGGGUAAAGCCCUCUCAAAGCUCUGGUUGAGUUGAACACUUGUUUUCUGAGAAGGGGAAAGCCAUACUGCAUGCUUAUGGACAAUGCGAACAUCAGUUUCAGUUUGCACUGGUUUUCUACAAGUCCAUGUACUCGACGAGUUGGGAAUCUACAUUCAGACUUUUGAUGAUAUAAUUUUAGUAAGUUGCUACAAGUGUGAGGUGGGUUUGCCAUUUGCUUCUAUUUUCCACUUUGGUUAUGUUUUUUUUUUGGGGGGGGGGGGGGGGGGGGG
Diospyros lotus (date-plum) is the source of this 1403-nucleotide messenger RNA. Its product is annotated as thymidylate kinase. Gene Ontology annotation, biological process: dTDP biosynthetic process; dTTP biosynthetic process; dUDP biosynthetic process. Gene Ontology annotation, cellular component: nucleus; cytosol; cytoplasm. Gene Ontology annotation, molecular function: ATP binding; dTMP kinase activity. The coding region runs from base 289 to 1167 and encodes 292 amino acids. The transcript is spliced from 7 exons. NCBI's taxonomy places the organism in Eukaryota, Viridiplantae, Streptophyta, Magnoliopsida, Ericales, Ebenaceae. The record is from RefSeq and is a predicted model, not a curated record.